This is a messenger RNA of Lotus japonicus, 3186 nucleotides long. RefSeq names its product cation/H(+) antiporter 18-like. NCBI's taxonomy places the organism in Eukaryota, Viridiplantae, Streptophyta, Magnoliopsida, Fabales, Fabaceae. Gene Ontology annotation, biological process: regulation of pH; proton transmembrane transport. Gene Ontology annotation, molecular function: antiporter activity. The transcript has 4 exons. The coding region runs from base 493 to 2883 and encodes 796 amino acids. Gene Ontology annotation, cellular component: endomembrane system; membrane. The record is from RefSeq and is a predicted model, not a curated record.
UAUUUCCUUCUUCAUAUCAACCGUCGUUGUCCCCUUCUUUGGCGUCGCCGCUUCUCAGCGGCGUCGGCCCUGCAUCCACAACCCAGCUUCUCUCAUGGCCCCUUUUUCGUCACCAAUUCCUUGCAGCAGGGUGCAUGCAUUGAGGAGCGUGAACAAUGGAAGGGAGUCAGCGACUCAGAGUCAAGGUGGCGGUCGUUAGAGGAAGUGAUCUCAAGUGGGGUUUGGCCAUGUUAGGUGAGCUGAUAUAAAUUCUCCUGGAAAUGUCCACAUCAAUGAAACUGAAAAGGAAACAAAUUACACUCAUCACUUGUGGCGGUUAACUUCUCUUUUGUCAUUUUCAGCGCUUCCUUUCGCUUUCAAUCUCUCUUCUCCACUCCAAUCCUGUCCUACAAAUUUGUAGAAACUCACGACUUGUUGGAUAACUCAUCAUCUGAUUCCGAUUCAGAUUCAGAUUCUUCUUCUUCUUCUUCUUUCACCGACCGACCUUAACAAAUGGCUUCCAAUGGUUGCUCGCCGCCAAUGAAAGCCGCAUCAAAUGGUGCAUUUCAGGGAGAUAACCCUCUUGACUAUGCGGUUCCCCUCGCUAUUUUACAGAUAUGCCUUGUUCUUGUUGUCACAAGGGGCCUCGCAUACCUUCUUAGACCUUUAAGGCAGCCACGAGUUAUUGCAGAGAUUAUUGGAGGAAUAAUACUUGGGCCAUCAGUGCUUGGACGAAGUACAAGCUAUCUGCAUGCAGUUUUCCCACCCAAGAGUCUUACAGUAUUAGAUACUCUGGCAAACCUAGGCAUUAUAUUCUUUCUAUUCCUAGCAGGCUUGGAGUUAGAUCCAAAAUCUCUGCGCAAAACAGGAUAUAAAGUCCUUGGCAUUGCUUUGGCCGGAAUAAGCUUGCCCUUUGCACUUGGAAUUGGUUCAUCAUUUGUUCUGCUAAAAACAAUAGCCAAAGGUGUAAAUAGUACUGCAUUUCUUGUAUAUAUGGGUGUUGCUCUGUCCAUAACCGCAUUUCCUGUGUUAGCCCGCAUUUUGGCUGAGUUGAAACUUCUAACCACUGAUGUUGGUAGAAUGGCUAUGUCAGCUGCAGCAGUUAAUGAUAUAGCUGCCUGGAUUUUGCUCGCACUGGCUGUUGCCUUAUCAGGAAGUAGCCAAUCUCCACUUGUGUCAUUGUGGGUCUUCUUAAGUGGUUGUGGUUUUGUUGUUUGUUCAAUCUUCAUUGUCCUUCCAAUUUUCAAAUGGAUGGCCCAACGAUGCCAUGAAGGUGAGCCUGUUGACGAGGUAUACAUAUGUGCUACAUUAGGUGCGGUUCUGGCUGCUGGGUUUGUUACAGAUGCUAUUGGAAUCCAUUCAAUGUUUGGCGCAUUUGUUCUUGGAAUUUUGGUCCCAAAAGAAGGACCAUUUGCCAGUGCUCUUGUGGAGAAAGUAGAGGAUCUUGUGUCUGGUCUAUUGCUCCCACUCUAUUUUGUGUCAAGUGGACUGAAAACUGAUAUAGCCACCAUUCGCGGGCUGCAAUCUUGGGGUCUUCUGGUUUUUGUUAUAUUUACAGCUUGUUUUGGGAAGAUUGUUGGGACUGUUGGGGUAUCUCUUUUGUGUAAAGUACCUUUUAAUGAGGCUUUAGUGCUUGGAUUCUUGAUGAAUAGUAAAGGCUUGGUUGAAUUAAUUGUCCUCAACAUCGGUAAAGAUAGAAAGGUUUUGAAUGAUCAAACCUUUGCUAUUAUGGUUCUGAUGGCUCUCUUUACUACCUUUAUGACCACUCCUCUUGUGAUCGCUGUGUAUAAGCCCGCAAGGAAGGCAAGAAUAGCUGAUUACAAAUACAGAACAGUUGAAAGGAAAAACACAAAUAGCCAGCUGAGAAUUCUUGUUUGCUUCCACGGUGCGAGAAAUAUUCCGUCAGUGAUAAAUCUGAUUGAGGCUUCAAGAGGAACCCAGAAGCAUGAUGCACUUUCUGUAUAUGCAAUGCACCUUAAAGAACUUUCAGAGAGGUCCUCAUCGAUACUAAUGGUACACAAGGCAAGAAGAAACGGGUUGCCCUUCUGGAAUAAAGCUCGUCAUGCAGGUUCUGACCAUGUCAUUGUGGCAUUUGAGGCUUACCAGAAGCUGAGCCAGGUGUCUGUCCGGCCAAUGAUAGCAAUCUCAUCCGUAGCUAGCAUUCAUGAAGACAUUUGUGGAACUGCUGAGAGAAAGAGAGCCGCAGUCAUUAUCAUCCCAUUUCACAAGCAUCAAGGAUUGGACGGUUCACUAGAUAUCACACGAAGUGAUUUUCGAUCGGUAAACAAAAGGGUACUUGAGCAUGCACGGUGCUCGGUUGGAAUUUUUGUUGAUCGCGGGCUUGGUGGUGCAUGGCAGGUGUCUGCAAGUAAUGUUUCCUAUUUCAUUACUGUGGUUUUCUUUGGUGGUGGUGAUGAUCGUGAAGCUCUGGCUUAUGGAGGUCGUAUGGCAGAGCACCCUGGGAUAAGAUUAGCGGUUCUUCGCUUUGUAAUGGAACCAAGGAUUGUAGGAGAGGUUGUGAGAGUUGAUGUUGGGGAGUCAUCUACUACGGAGGAUGAGUUGUUCCUUGCUGAGUUUAAGGUGAAAAUAGCCAAUGAUGCUUCCAUCAUCUAUGAAGAGAGAAUAGUGAAAAAUGCAGCAGAAAUAGUUGCUGCUAUCCGUGAGUAUAACUGCUGCAAUCUGUUUCUUGUGGGUCGAAGGCCAGCUGGUGAACUGGCUUGUUCUUUGAGAACAGGUGAGUGUCCAGAACUAGGACCUGUUGGCAGUUUGUUGGCAUCACAAGAUUGCGCCACGACUGCAUCGGUUUUGGUCAUGCAGCAGUAUCACUACGGGGUGUCAAUAGAUUCUAUUCCAGACACGGAGGAGCACUCCACUGAUACUGAAAGAGAUGCAGAAUCUGCUUAACGGUUCUGUUCUUAUAUUGCUGCAGAACGAAGGCAUGGGAUAGGAGUCUAGGAAUAAGAAUGUGCCAGCAGGUGUCAGGGCAAUUGAUUUGCAUUAGGUUUGUUUCAUGUAGACUUGUUUCAUGUUUUUUCCAGCAGUAAGUUUGUUUGUUUUUUGGAUUGAGUGUUGUAAGCUAGGUUCAUGAAAGCUUAUUGAGUAAAAAGUAAAAAGUAAAAACAUCACUCUGCUAUCCAAAGACUUGGCUGGUUCUAUUAAAUGUAAAUAAUUUUGAUAUUGAAGAAGUUGUAUCUUCACUUCCCCUAA